Aethalodelphis obliquidens (Pacific white-sided dolphin) is the source of this 3182-nucleotide messenger RNA. It is a transcript of the gene GCFC2, whose product is annotated as GC-rich sequence DNA-binding factor 2. The transcript has 17 exons. Gene Ontology annotation, molecular function: DNA binding. NCBI's taxonomy places the organism in Eukaryota, Metazoa, Chordata, Mammalia, Artiodactyla, Delphinidae. Gene Ontology annotation, biological process: mRNA splicing, via spliceosome. The coding region runs from base 88 to 2451 and encodes 787 amino acids. The record is from RefSeq and is a predicted model, not a curated record. Gene Ontology annotation, cellular component: nucleus.
GCAUGCGGCGGAAAGGCGGGAGGCGGGAGCGCGCGCCUGGGUGACUGUUGUAGGCCUGGGUUAGCCAGAGCAGGAAGUGAACCUGCUAUGGCUCACAGGCCGAAAAGGACUUUCCGGCAGCGCCGAGCGGACUCUAGUGACAGCGACAGCACCCAGGAGCCGUUUGCUGAACCCGGCGCGCCGGGGGAGCAGGCAGACCUGGGCCCUGCGGAGGAAGGGCUGCAGUCUGGAGGAGGCCGCGCGGAAGCGGCGGAACUACCCCGCCGGGCCCGGGGUCGGGGCCGGGGCCGGGGCCGCGGCCGGGUCUGGGCCAGUUCCCGGCACGCCGCGAGAGCGGCUUCGCGUUUGGACGGAGGCUCGGACGUCCCAGAAUCCAGAGCGGUUGAUCUUUCAACAGACGAAGAGGAUGGAACACAUCGUUCUUCAGAAAGUAAAGAUGAUCAGAGUUCAUCUUCCAAUAGCUCUAGCUCUCUGGAAGAAGAGUUUACAUCACUAGUAAAUAUCCCUGAUGCAGCUUUUAUUCGGGCAGCCUACCGAAAACGUGAAUUGGCCAGGGCCCAAGAGGACUAUAUUUCUUUGGAUGUAAAACAUGCCUUCACCAUCUCUGGUAUGAAGAAAAACACUGAAUAUCCUGAGAGUGAGCCUGAUGAUCAUGAAAAUAUAAUACCAUUUACCCCAAAGCCUCAAACACUUAGACAAAAGAUGGCUGAAACAACAGCAACCAGAAAUGAAGAAACAAGUGAAGAUAGUGAAGAAGAUAAAAAAUAUCAAGAUAUUUGGGAACAGCAGCAGAUGAGAAGAGCAGUUAAAAUCACAAAGGGACGAGACAUAGAUCUUUCUCAUAGCAGUGAAUCUCAAACAGUGAAGAAGUUUGAUGCUUACAUUUCAUUUCCACCAGUAAAUUUAGAAAUUAUAAAGAAGCAACUAAAUACUAGAUUAACAUUACUACAGGAUACUCACCGCUCUCACCUGAGGGAAUAUGAAAAAUACCUACAAGAUGUCAAGAGCUCAAAGAGUACCAUCCAGAACCUAGAGAAUUCAUCAAAUCAAGUUCUAAAUUUUAAAUUCUAUAAAAGCAUGAAAGUUUAUGUGGAGAAUUUAAUUGACUGUCUUGAUAAAAAGAUUAUCAACAUCCAAGAAAUAGAAUCAGCCAUGCAUGCACUCCUUGUAAAACAAGCCAUGAUCUUUAUGAAACGCAGGCAAGAUGAAUUAAAACAUGAAUCAGCGUAUUUACAACAGUUAUCACACAAAGCUGAGACGUCAACAAAUAGAAGCUUGGCUAUAGAUGAAAAAACUCAAUGGAUUUUAGAAGAGAUUGAAUCUCGAAGGGCACAAAGAAGACAAGCAAGGGUUCUUUCUGGGAAUUGUACUCAUCAGGAAGGAACAUCUAGUGAUGAUGAACUAUCUUCAGCAGACAUGAUGGACUUCCAAAAAACCCAAGGUGACGUUUUACGGGAUCAUAAGAAGAUUUUUGAAGAUGUACACGAUGAUUUUUGUAAUAUCCAGAAUAUUUUAUUGAAAUUUCAACAAUGGCGAGAAAAGUUUCCUGAUUCUUAUUAUGAAGCUUUCAUUAGUUUAUGCAUUCCGAAGCUUUUAAAUCCCCUAAUACGAUUUCAGUUGAUUGAUUGGAAUCCUCUUAAGUUUGAUUCCAUAGGUUUAAAACAGAUGCCAUGGUUCACAUCUAUAGAAGAAUUUAUAGAUAGCAGUAUGGAAGAUUCAAAGAAGGAAGAUAGUUCUGAUAAGAAAAUCUUGUCUACUGUCAUCAGCAAAACAAUUAUUCCUCGACUUACAGACUUUGUAGAAUUCAUUUGGGAUCCCUUGUCAACCUCACAGACAACAAAUUUAAUAACACAGAGCAGAAUGAUUUUUGAAGAACAUUCCACUUGUGAAAAUGAAGUUAUUAGUAAAGGCAAACAGGAUUUACUUAAACCCAUUGUUUCAAGAAUGAAGAAGGCAAUAGAUGAUGAUGUUUUUAUUCCUCUAUAUCCAGAGAGUGCUGUAGAAAACAGAAUGUCACCACAUUCAAAGUUCCAAGAAAGACAGUUCUGGUCAGGUCUAAAGCUCUUCCGCAAUAUUCUUCUUUGGAAUGAACUCCUCCCAGAAGACACUUUGCAAGAGCUAGGACUAGGGAAGCUGCUGAAUCGUUAUCUUAUUAUAGCUCUUCUCAAUGCCAUACCUGGGCCAGAUGUUGUUAAAAAGUGCAACCAGAUAGCAGCAUGUUUACCAGAAAAAUGGUUCCAAAAUUCUGCCAUGAGAACAUCUAUUCCCCAGCUAGAAAACUUCAUCCAGUUUUUACUGCAGUCUGCACGUAAAUUAUCUACAAGUGAAAUCAGGGAUGAAGUCAAAGAAAUAAUUCUUAUUCUGGUGAAAAUAAAAGCUUUGAAUCAAGCAGAAUCCUUCAUAGAAGAAUAUCACCUAGACCAUCUUAAAUCAGUAAUUGAAGAAGUUUGAGUGAACUUUAUAGGAAAGUACUAAAAUGAGGUUUUAAUAUAGUCACACUUGGCUCUUUUGCUUGGAGAAAGAAGGAAAAAAAGAAAAAAUGUUGCCACUUCUUUAUUCCCAGUAAUGGAGGGGAGGAUUUGCAACACCCAAAAAGCAGGACUCUGUCUUUCCAUUCCUUCCACCUUCUACCUUCUGGUAUCAUGAAAGGCUGCCCCUUUUUUUUGCAGUGUUUGCAGGAAUUAGACACACAGGAACAAUAAGAGUUUAACAUAUUUCCAUUUCCAUUUGAUUUUUCCAUCGACUUUUCCAGCUUAAGAAAGGAGUUGAAGGAAGCUUGUUAUAGCUGUUUUGGCCUUGGAUGGUCUUCUGUCCUGAACCAUAAAAACCUCUUUUAGUUCUCUUCAUUUUAACUAUCUCUGUUUACAGAUGAGUUUAAAUGAAAAUCUUAAUCGGGAUGAAUUACUUGUUAAGUAUUCUGAUUAAGGCAUUUUAGGGCUUUUGAUAACUAAUGCUUGUCAAAUUGUUCUUCAGAAAUGUGUACCAAUGUAUUGUACCAACAGAAGUCUAAGAAAGGUCAAUGAAUCUCUACCAGCAAUAGGUAUUUUCUUUUUUUUAACUCACUUGCACUUAAUAGGUGAAAAAAAUCUUAUUUUAAUGAUUUGUUUUGGCUAUUAGAGAGUGACUACUUGUCUUUUGGCCAUUUGUAAUUCUUUUUGAAAUAUCUGUUCAUCUUUUUCUUA